Messenger RNA from Engraulis encrasicolus (European anchovy), 1528 nucleotides. It is a transcript of the gene zcchc9, whose product is annotated as zinc finger, CCHC domain containing 9. NCBI's taxonomy places the organism in Eukaryota, Metazoa, Chordata, Actinopteri, Clupeiformes, Engraulidae. Gene Ontology annotation, molecular function: zinc ion binding; nucleic acid binding. The transcript has 5 exons. The record is from RefSeq and is a predicted model, not a curated record. Gene Ontology annotation, cellular component: nucleolus. The coding region runs from base 376 to 1203 and encodes 275 amino acids.
GAAGAUAUGUUCAGACCAUCCGGCAACAACAGUACAUCAUCCAGCACACGUGAGAAGAAUUGUGUAAAUGUAAAUUCCUCCUCGAACGAAGGAGUCUAAAGUUAUUUUAGGAUUGCGACUUUGUGUAACUGUACAAGAGCACCCAGUGGACGUCACGCCAUGCUUUAACUAAGCGUAUACGUUCUAGUUAGCUGUACAUUUACCCAGUGACUGGGUUAGCAUUAUCCCACCAGAAAACCAAAGUUGCAGAUCCUCCCUCUGUUAUCAACAAUACUAGGGUACAAUGCUUGCUAACUGUCGUUGUCGUUGACAAAAUACGAUCGAGCUUGUUAUGUGCUAAGACUUGUAGGCAUAGUUAACGCUGUUGACAGAGACAUGACUCGCUGGGCAAGAGCCAACAAUGUCCACAAACACAAGCCUGCGGAAGCAACCCCAUGGAGCAAACUCAAAGCUGGUGCUGGGGAUGGGUCGAAUGCUGCGGGCACGAGUUCCAGUGGUGCCCAAGGAUCUUCUAAACAAAACCCAGGCAAAGGAGCAUCUUCGUCGCUGAGGCGCACCCAGCCUGUUCAUGGAAUUAAAAAGGCAAAGAAGAAGGAUUUCUGCGAUGAGGAUGUGAAUGGUUUCUUGGAUUACCUGAAGCAGGCAGGGCAGCCUGGAGGAGACGGUCAGAUUUUCGAGCCUGAGUUCACUGAAGAGUUGAAUACUGCCCUCAAAAAGGACAGGAGGCGAGAAGAUAGGAGACUGAAGAGGCAAAGUGUAAAGAAGAACAACAUGGUGUGUUUCAACUGCAGGAAGCCUGGGCAUGGAAUUGCAGACUGCCCCGAGGGCGAAAGAGAUGUGGAGAUGGGACACGACAUCUGCUACCGCUGCGGCUCCUCCGAGCAUGAGAUAUACAAGUGCAGAGCCAAAGUGGACCCUGCCCUUGGUGACUAUCCAUAUGCCAAGUGCUUCACUUGUGGCCAAACAGGUCAUCUCUCCAAGUCAUGCCCAGAUAACCCCAAAGGACUCUAUGCUGCUGGGGGCUGCUGUCGGAUGUGUGGCUCCGUUGAGCACUUCCAGAAAGACUGUCCUCAGCAUCAGAAUUCAGCCAACUCCUUCACGAUCAGCCGCCUGUCCAACAAUAUGAGUGCCGACCAUGAGGACAUCCACGUUCCUGUUAAGAAAGCACAGCCCAAAGCUAAACCAAAGGUGGUUGUAUUUUAAUGGGCAGCAAAUGGAUCUGACCCAUGUGGAAAAAAUAUAUAUAAAGACUAGUGCUUUUUUGUAGACAUUCUUUCUAUCGACCAAAGUUACAUGUGCACAAAGAUGCACAGGUGCUACUUUGUGUUUGAAGAUCUUGUCAGAAAGCAACACGUGUGGAUAUUUAUGUGCCAUUAUCAGCUGUUUGAAUCACCAGAUGUUUUUGAAAUUUCCAAAAUGAUGGCGCAUCAUUUUUUGAGGGUGUGCCAUACUGGUAAUUCUUGAAUCUGAUUGCAAUUCUGUCAAUAUAGAAGAGUUCACAAUAAUAAAUAUGUAUUCUAACAAAGAA